AUGUCCACUAAAAUUGCUCCCGGAGAGGCGUUCGAGCCGCGCCAAACAUACAACACGUCCGACUUCACUCCCGUCAAAGACAAAUCUAUUCCGCUUUCCCCCAAGCGGCAGGCUCUUCUCGACGACGUUGUUGCACUGUAUUCAUGCCGCCCUUCAAUCGAGCGUGUGAAGCGCUACACCCCCGACGCCGUUUACGACGACCAGUUUGGCUACGCAAACAACCGCUACAAGAUUGCAGGCCAGUGUGAGAAUUUGGGCUACGAAGUCACACGGAAUGAUCCCGACAUGAUUGAGUUCAAGAACCAGCAGAAGUGGACGUUUGCCAUAUUGCAAAAGACUGCCACUAUCGACUCUAUGGUUACUCUGAAGCUGGAUCCAGAGACUGUGGAUCAGGACUUUAUUCGCAUCAAGUACCAUAAAGAUCAAGCAAACGAGAAGGAUUACAGUCACCAAGGUCUAGGUUUCAAUUUUAAGAAAUGGCAGGCCGAUAAUGUUCCCAAGUACAUUAACUCUGAGGAGGUCAAGUAUCCUGAGAAGAACAAAGACGCGGCUACCCAACCCCCAAAUAAGGAAUAA
This is a messenger RNA of Cordyceps fumosorosea ARSEF 2679, 576 nucleotides long. RefSeq lists its product as hypothetical. NCBI's taxonomy places the organism in Eukaryota, Fungi, Ascomycota, Sordariomycetes, Hypocreales, Cordycipitaceae. Bases 1 to 576 code for a protein of 191 amino acids. The record is from RefSeq and is a predicted model, not a curated record. The transcript has 2 exons.